Molecule: messenger RNA, 1872 nt
Organism: Aedes albopictus (Asian tiger mosquito)
Lineage: Eukaryota; Metazoa; Arthropoda; Insecta; Diptera; Culicidae
Product: phagocyte signaling-impaired protein
Biological process (GO): N-terminal peptidyl-methionine acetylation
Cellular component (GO): NatB complex; cytoplasm
Molecular function (GO): protein binding
Source: RefSeq, a predicted model, not a curated record
GAGCCGAGUCGCCGUCCGUCGUUUUGUCUGUCGGUCGUGAGAAGAAAAAGUGGUUGCUGCUCCUGGGAAGCAGCGGGAUCUACAGAGGGAAUUUGGUAGGAAAAUUCGUGAAAAUUGUGUUGAAAAGUGCAGAAUUCGUUCGCCUAUCGCCUGGUUCAGUGCUGCUGACCGUUGAAUUCAGUGUGAAAUCAGCCGUUUUGUGUUGCAGAAGAACGGAAGAGUUUGCCACUUUGAGGAAGCAUGCAGAACGUGGAACUCGUCAUCGAGCGAAAGCUUCGGCCGAUUUUCGAGUCGAUCGAAAUCGGCCACUACAAGAAGGCCCUGCAGGAUGUGGAAAAGGUGCUGAAGAAGAAUCCGACCAUUCAGUGCGGUCGUGCGUUGAAGGCUUGGGCGUACCUUCGGUUGGGACGAGAUGAGGAAAGUGCUGUUCUGAUUCAGGCCCUAAAGCAGGAGACUCCGACGGAAUCGACGACCCUGCACGUGAUGACCCUUUGUUAUAAGGAAACGGAUCAGCUGGACAAAAUAUGCGAAAUUUUCACCAGUGCCUCGAAGCAACUGCCAGGCAAUGAGGAACUGUUGUCACAGCUUUUCAUUGCCCACAUGAGGGUGAACGACUUCAAGGCGCAGCAAACGGUCGCCAUGCAGUUGUACAAGCUGAAACCGCGGAAUCCGUUCUACUUCUGGGCCGUUACCAGUGUGAUGUUGCAGGCAUUGCGUGGCCCUGACGCAAAGGAUCAGCAAAAGUCCAGUUUGCUGCUGUCGCUGGCCCAGCGAAUGGUCGACAAGCUGAUCGCAGAUAAUAAGAUCGAGGCGUCGCAGGAAGUGCAGCUUUAUCUGCAGAUUUUGCAGCACCAGGAAAAGUAUCAGGAAAUGCUAACUUUCCUGGAAGGAUCAGUGUGCACCAACCUGUAUCCGGGGGCCCCGCAUUCGAUCAAGAUUGAUUUGCUGAAGAAGUUGGGCAAAUGGGCGGACCUAAACAAGCUGAUGAAGCAGUUGCUCACGGAAGACCCUGACCGAUGGGAUUACUACCAGGAUUACAUUCAGUCGACGAUGGAAAUGAUAAAAAUCAAAGACGAAACACCGCAGACGGAUCACACGGUCGACAUGUGCCAUGAGUUUAUAGCCGGAAUCAUAGAAUCACAGCCACGGAAGAACCGGGGACCGUAUUUGGCCCGGCUGGAGCUGACACGGCUCAUGGUGGAGCACAAAUUCGACAAGGAGCAACAGUUUGGCGAGCUGACGGACCUGCUGCUGGAUUAUUUUCGCAUGUUCGGCGACAAGACGUGCUGCGCCAACGAUCUGAAACUGUUCCUGGAGUAUGUGGAACCGGCGAAGAGACCCGGUUUCGCCGCUCAGCUGAUGCAGGAAUGUCGAAUCAAUCCGGUCACGUUGCCGAGUAGUAAAGAGCACAUGCAACGACACAUUUGUUCGCUGCAGAUUGCCCGGUUCUGUGGUGCUCACGCUGCCUUGAGCGAGGAACAUCUGUCGGCUCUGUAUACCGCGCUGAGCUUGCACUACGAGCAUGGCUACAACACGUUUGGACAAGGGCUGCUCCCGACGGACAUGGGACCUUCGGAUCCGUACGCUUUGUUGGCAGUAAACAUCAUGUACGACCGGGCCUGGAAGCUUCAGCGAUCGGAACCUCUCGUGGAAGCUCUCUGCCUGCUGAACCAUCUGCUCUCGAAUAGCAUCAACAACUUUCACGGAAAGCUGCUAAACCUACAGCUGUACCAUCGGUUAGGUUUGGUGGAAGCUGCUCACCGGGCGUACGAAUCCCUGGACAUCAAGCACAUCCAGCUGGAUUCGCUCGGCUACCUGCACUGUAGUCACCUAUGCAACGGGGGUUUCCCGGCGCUGGCCAAGCAAAUCUUC